This is a messenger RNA of Alnus glutinosa, 3429 nucleotides long. Its product is annotated as pentatricopeptide repeat-containing protein At4g21065-like. Gene Ontology annotation, molecular function: zinc ion binding; protein binding; RNA binding. The coding region runs from base 689 to 2956 and encodes 755 amino acids. NCBI's taxonomy places the organism in Eukaryota, Viridiplantae, Streptophyta, Magnoliopsida, Fagales, Betulaceae. The transcript has 2 exons. Gene Ontology annotation, biological process: RNA modification. The record is from RefSeq and is a predicted model, not a curated record.
CGAACGAGCCGAAGAAGAAGCCGUGGAUGCGAAGGAGCGGAGGUGAAGCCGGUGAUGCCAAUUGUUUCGUCGCGUGGUGGCGCCCAGUGUUUUCGACGUACGGUGACGCCCAGUGUUUUGCUGUGCGGUGACCGGUGAAGGUGUUUCGUGGAGGGAAAAGGUGAUGAAAAAAGAGGGGGGAAAGUUUUUGGGAAGGAUGAGGACGCUCGGGUGAAACAGAAAUGAAAGAACUGGUGCUUUUGCUGGUUCCAUGCAUUCCUAUUUCAAUGAACGGCCCAUAUUAGAGCUAGUGCAUUGAUGCAAUACUCUUGGAAUUGGACGCGCGAAGAAAACUUAAGAUGCUGAGCGAAAAUCUGAUUUGAAAAACUUUUGGAAUUGUAAAAGUCAUUAACAUUGAAGGUUGCUCCAAGAAUUUUGAGAAAUAAUAAUUAAAGUGAUUGUUGUUUCUCCAUCUCCAUCUGGUCCAAAGAGUUGCUCAAGUCCAGACGAAGCAGUUAUUUGCCUGCUCAACCCUUUAUCUUUUAUCAGAGGUUCAGAAUACUACUCUUUUCGUUUAUCUCAAUUGGUGGAGCCCUUAGUUUUAUGGGUCUAGUUAGUGCUUGAAAGAGUCUUAACGUAAUUUUCUGAGCAUAUUGGACGACUACGAAGCAUUAGAAUAUGAUGCCGGAUUGGUUACAAAGGUUAAACAAUGAGAUGGACUAGUCUGAGCUUAUGCUUUGGCUCAACUGCAUUUUCCAAACCACCCCACUUUUUCUCUCUGGUUUCCUUAACCACAAGUCGUCGAUUCCAAUCCUACUGGCGCCACUCUUCGCCAUACCAUUAUUCAACAAAUGAGUCAGCUGUUGGCGUCCUUCAUGCCAAGGCGGUCAAGAGUGGUACUUUCCAAAUUUUGAACGUGGGUAAUCAUAUUCUGAAUCUGUGCGUGAAAUCUCAAGAUUUGGAUUAUGCACAGAAGUUGUUCGAUGAAAUUUCUGACAGAGAUGUUCGUACGUGGACAAUUCUUAUGUCGGGCUAUGCACGAAUUGGGGCAUCUAGAAUGGUGUUGGACCUCUUUAAAGAUAUGCAAAUUGAGGGUGUUCGAGCAAACCAAUUUACAUUGUCAAGUGUUUUAAAGUGUUGUUCUAGUGUAAGUGAUCUCCGAAUGGGUAAAGGAAUUCACGGGUGGAUAUUAAGAAAUGGGAUUAAGUUGGAUGUCAUAUUGGAGAACUCUGUUCUUGACUUUUAUGUGAAAUGUGGGACAUUGGAUUAUGCAGAAAAAUUGUUUGAAUUGAUGGUUGAGAAAGAUACUGUGUCCUGGAACAUAAUGGUUGGUGCAAAUCUGCUUGUUGGAGACAUGGAGAAGUCUCUAGAUAUGUUCAGGGGUUUGCCCUAUAAAGAUGUUGCAAGUUGGAAUACGAUCAUAGAUGGGCUAACGCGAAAUGGAUAUGAAAGAACCGCGUUGGAGUUACUAUAUGAGAUGGUGAAGAAUGGACCUGCAUUCAAUAAAAUUACUUUUUCCAUAGCUUUGGUUUUGGUUUCUUCUUUAUACACCAUGGACCUAGGGAGACAAAUUCAUGGCCAUAUUUUGAGGUCUGGUUUUCAAAAAGAUGGGUUUGUAAGGACUUCACUUAUAGAUAUGUAUUGCAAGUGGGGGAAAAUGGAAAAGGCAUCCAUAAUCUUCAGAAAAAUGCCUCUGCCUUGUGUGAGAGAAAAAAAUUCCAAGUUUACUUCUGAUGAAUUAACGACAGAAAUUGUUUCAUGGAGUUCAAUGGUUUCCGGGUAUGUUCGGAAUGGUGAGUAUGAAGAUGCUUUGAAAAUGUUUAUCUCUAUGGUCCGAGAUCAAGUUGAGGUGGACAGAUUUACUGUCACAAGCAUUAUUUCUGCAUGUGCUGAUGCUGGGAUUUUGGAACUUGGUCGUCAGAUCCAUGCAUAUGUUCAGAAAGUCGGGCACACAAUAGAUCUUCAUUUUAGUUCAUCGUCAAUUGACAUGUAUGCUAAAUGUGGUUGCUUGGAUGAUGCUUGGACAGCUUUUAAGCAAACUGUUAAUCUGAAUGUUGUGUCGUGGACUUCAAUGAUAAUUGCUUGCGCUUUACAUGGGAAAGGGAGGAAAGCUGUUUGGCUUUUUGAGCAAAUGAUGCAUAAGGGGAUUAAACCAAAUGAGGUUGCUUUUGUAGGGGUUUUAAGUGCAUGUAGCCACGCGGGGUUGCUUGAAGAAGGUUACAAGUAUUUCAGGUUGAUGAAAGAAGUUCAUUGCAUCAAGCCUGGAGUUGAACACUUCACUUGUAUGGUUGAUCUUUAUGGUCGAGCUGGUCAUUUGGAUAAGGCGAAGGAGUUCAUUCAUGAAAAUGGCAUCUCUCACCUGACUGCGGUUUGGAAAUCAUUUCUAUCCUCUUGCAGACUUCAUAAAAAUAUUGAGAUGGGAAAGUGGGUUUCUGAAACACUUCUUCAGCUUGAACCUUUAGAUUCAGGACCUUAUAUUUUGUUUUCAAACAUGUGUGCCACCAGUGAGAGAUGGGAAGAGGCAGCUAAAAUGAGGAGCUUGAUGCAACAGAGAAGGAUUAACAAAGUCCCUGGUCAGUCUUGGAUUCAACUAAAGAAUCAAGUCCACACUUUUGUAAUGGGAAAUAGGUCUCACCCACAAGAUACAGAGAUAUAUACAUACUUGGAUGAGCUGAUUGGAAGAUUGAAGGAGAUCGGAUACACAUCUGAUGUGACGCUGGUGAUGCAAGAUGUAGAAGAAGAACAAAGGGAAGUGCUUCUUGGUUAUCACAGUGAAAAACUUGCAGUCGUGUAUGGCAUCAUUAGCACAACUUCUGAAAUGCCUAUUCGGGUAAUGAAGAACCUUCGGGUUUGUACCGACUGUCAUAAUUUUAUAAAGUAUACUUCUGGGCUUUUGCAUAGGGAAAUUAUUGUGAGAGAUAUUCAUCGAUUCCAUCACUUUAAGCAUGGCCACUGUUCCUGUGGAGAUUACUGGUGAGCAAAAUUUGAGUAUCUCGUGCAUAAAGUCUUGCAAGUCAUAAAUCAUUCUAGUGACAAUCUAGAUCCAGUCGCCAUAAUUGGGAAGCACUUCACUUUGUAUUUAUUUAAACCAUGGAAUGGAGCUAGUAACAAUCUAAUAGAGAAAGAAUGGAGCUCGCGUUCUAUAAUUCUUCAAGUCAAGCUUCCCUUAUUCAUCUUGAAAACGCAGAUCCCAUGUUGUGCAUUCUCUUCGUGUUGAAGUAUUGAACAAAUCCGGGAAUACUUUCGCCACAUUUUCCUGGAGAGAAAGAGGGAGAGAGAAAGAAGUUAGACACCUUUUUGUCCCAUGUGGUUUGACUUUUUUAUUUUUUGCACUCUGGGAUUCAAUUUUUAUCACAGGUGAUACUUGGGCUAUGAAAAAAGACGGAGAUGGUACAUUUUUCCAAAUUUUCAUCAAAAAACUAACGGUAGUCCACAUGUUUACUCUCAGUU